This is a messenger RNA of Penicillium concentricum, 693 nucleotides long. Its product is annotated as Maleylacetoacetate isomerase. Lineage: Eukaryota; Fungi; Ascomycota; Eurotiomycetes; Eurotiales; Aspergillaceae. The coding region runs from base 1 to 693 and encodes 230 amino acids. Gene Ontology annotation, biological process: glutathione metabolic process; L-phenylalanine catabolic process. The transcript has a single exon. The record is from RefSeq and is a predicted model, not a curated record. Gene Ontology annotation, cellular component: cytoplasm; mitochondrion. Gene Ontology annotation, molecular function: glutathione transferase activity; maleylacetoacetate isomerase activity.
AUGCAUACCGAUAAUUUCCAUCUCUACUCCUACUUCUGCUCAUCAUGCUGUCAACGAAUCAUAAUAGCCGCUCACCUCAAAGGCAUCCCUCUUGAAUACACCUACAUCGACCUCGGCACGAAAGAACACACAACGGACGAAUACAAAGAAUCAAACCCCAGCGCCAGCGUACCGACCUUGGUUGUUACAAGCAUCACCGGUGAAAAGACCAUCACCCGCCAAUCGAUGACCAUCUUAGACUAUUUCGAGGAAAGAUUCCCAAAUAUAUCUCCACUUCUCCCUCCGGGAUUACACGACCGAGUACAGGUCCGCGAUCUGGUGAAUAUCAUCGCAAUCGAUACACAACCAACCACCAACUCCCGUAUCGUCCAACGAGUGAAGGCUAUCCGUGAUAGUCGCGAGGAUCAGGUUGAAUUCGCCAAACAGGCCUUUACGGAUGGGUUCAAAGCCUACGAGGGUCUGUUGGUGAAUCAGGCUAGAGAGGGGACUUAUUCAUUUGGAAAUAUUGUUUCUAUGGCGGAUGUGGUGCUGGUUCCUACAGUUGACCAGGCUGUGUUGUACCGAAUGGAUUUGGAUUUCGUGCCUAAUCUCAAGCGCGUUCAUUCUGCUCUCAAGGAAUUGGAGGCUUUCAAGGCUGCGGAUUGGCGGAAUCAGGGGGAUACGCCGGAGAAAUUUCGGAUUCAGGAUGCUUGA